GUUCUCCUCUCUCUUCCCCCAGUCCCCUCCUCGGAAGUAGACGUAUCUGUCUAUAUUCCGUUCUUUUAUUUUUAUACAUUUUUUACAGAAACCCCUUUUCCCCAGCACUUAGCACCAUGGAAGCCAAGAUGGACGACUAAACUGAAGAACGGGUAACCGAUUUCACCCCCUAAUUUAUCCUUGAAUUGAGUGGACCGGAUGAAAUCCAACUGUGGUUUUCUCCGCUUCGCAGGGGAGGUAGCUGUAUCCGGUGGGGAGGUAGGCUCAACCAGGGAAGGAAAGAAUGAAGUUCACUGAACCCUGGGGACACCAGAGGCUGUCUUUUCUUCUGGAAAAGGCCGCCUCUAGGGAAGCCAAGAUGUGGAAGGUCUACGUGCCAAAGAAGCCCUCCUCACAGGAUACAGACAUCUCCCCGGCCCAGCGAGACGAGGCUGUGCGCUGGUUGACGGAGCUCCACAGCAGACUGCAGCUGUACCCAGAGACCCUGGUGUUAGCUGUUAGCAUCUUGGACCGCUUCCUCGCUCCCAUCAAGGCCCGUCCAAAGUACCUGCGCUGCAUCGCCAUCGCCUGCUUCUUCCUGGCUGCCAAGACAUGUGAGGAGGACGAGUGUGUGCCCUCUCUGAAGGAGCUGGCCGCUUCCAGCGACUGUGGCUGUUCUCCAUCAGAGAUCCUGAGGAUGGAGAGGAUCAUCCUGGACAAACUGAACUGGGACCUGCACACCGCCACAGCACUGGACUUCCUGCACAUUUUCCAUGCAAUGGUGUUGUCCUGUCGUUCUGGGUUUUUGGACUCCAUGUUGGGACUGAACCGCUCUCAGCACCUCGCCCUGCUCACACAGCGACUCUACCACUGUCUGGCUGACCACCAACUCAUACAGCUCAGAGGAUCCAUGCUGGCCUUGGCCCUCAUCACCCUGGAGCUGGAGACCUGCUGUCCCGAUUGGCUGGCUCUUACCAUUGACCUGCUGAGGAGGGCACAGAUCGACAGCUCUGAGUUGAUUAGGAGUCGAGAGCUGGUGGCUCGUAGUCUGUCCACACUGAGAGCUUCCCUGCCUCCAAACACUGUCUACAUCUACCUGCCCCUGCAGAGCCAAACCACCCUGCAGCGUCCGGCCCAGGACCCUACACUCCCCCGCUGCACACUGGGGACCAUCACCUCCACCACCGAGUCUUCCAGGGACCACGUCACCGCCUCCUCUUCCCAGCCGCGGACACCUGCUGGAGGGGAGGAGGAGGAGGAGAGUCUGCAGCCUUGGAGCUCCUCCUCCACAGACAGCAGCAUCCCGGCUCUUCUCUCCCCACCCAAAAACCAUCGUAACCACCUGCAGAAGGUCACGCUGCGCUGCAAGGCCUCCGCCAAGCGCAAGGUGGAGGAGAUGGAGGUCGACGACUUCUAUGAUGGCAUCAAACGCCUCUACAACGAAGACGUCACCACCAUCGCCGUCCAGGAGGGGGCAACACCUGCGUCGGGGGCGGUACCAACAGGUGGAGGAGGAGGAGGUCUGAACACCUGCAGUGUCCUGUUGUCCCGACAGGAAGGCAGCUCUUCCCCCUGCCCGCCUCUGCAGCCAGUCAGUGCCUCCUAAAGACCAAACAGGAAGCUGAUUACCAAAACCACCUCAACACCGACAUCCUCUUCCUGUUUCACUUUCAGCUUAAAGUCCUCCAGUCAAAGUAAUACAAAUAAAUUUUGACCAAACAGUGACACUGGGCAGUUCUUGUGGCAACAGUAAUGGACAACUCCCUUAGCAAUAGGCAAUGAAAGAGAAAGAUUUUGUUCAGUGUGUCCAUUUGCAUUAAAAAGCAAUAUAGAGGCAGCUCCUUGGGGAACGUUGCCCAUCAGAGUUGCCACAGAAAAUUGCCCUGUACUGUAUGUUGACGAAACAUACAGUACAGAGGAAAAUACUUACAGAUGAUGUCAGUGGUUAAGGUGGUUUUGGUUUUGGUGCAGAUGACCCCAGCGUGAUCCGGAGCCGUUCAGCUGUCCUGAGGUUAGCUCCCAUCAUCCCCUGCAGCAGAACGACAGAGCCCAAAAAAAUUUAAACAUUCAAAAAAUAAAAAAACCUGCUGCUGCUGCUACUAUCUGAUUAGUGAUAUUUGUUAAACACCAAUACAAUGUUACAAAAGGUUUAAAAAAAUAAUAAAUAGAAAAAGUUAUCUUCAAAAAAAAAAAA
Molecule: messenger RNA, 2173 nt
Organism: Toxotes jaculatrix (banded archerfish)
Lineage: Eukaryota; Metazoa; Chordata; Actinopteri; Toxotidae
Gene: ccni
Product: cyclin I
Exons: 10
Coding region: 284-1585 (433 amino acids)
Biological process (GO): mitotic cell cycle phase transition; regulation of cyclin-dependent protein serine/threonine kinase activity
Cellular component (GO): cyclin-dependent protein kinase holoenzyme complex; cytoplasm; nucleus
Molecular function (GO): cyclin-dependent protein serine/threonine kinase regulator activity
Source: RefSeq, a predicted model, not a curated record